UUAAAAUUACUCAAUUGUUUUAUUAUUUAUCUGAUUUACCACAGUGGAAUGUAAACCCUUUGAGAGAAAGGCCUUUUUCCGUUUCGUUCACGGUUUAACAUUCAAAGCAAACCGGGAUUCGAAACUGAGCAGUCUGGCUUCAAAAUCCUCGCUUUUGGCCACUACAUAAUGCUGCCAUUUGGUGAAUAAAACAAAGGAAGGGUUUCGCAUACAGUGGGGGAAGCAAGAGGGCAAAAAAAGAUAAUGCAUUCCGGGAAGAGAGCAGGUGGAACACAUCCAUACACACACGCACUGCGCCCCGCGUCACCUUUCUCUCCGGAAGCGCUCGCAGCUGUCCAGCACUAGCGCGCACGCGCGGCCGCCGGGGUCGCACUAGGCUGCGAGAGGAGGGCGGGGCGUGGAGGAAGGUCCCGCCUCCAGGGCCGAAAGGCGCCUGCGUCCGCUGGGCUCCGUUCUGGACGCGCAUUCUCGCUUCCUCCUUUCCCGGCCUGUGCGCACCGAGUGGGCGUGGGAGGAGGCGGGGAACAGAGGAGGGGAGCGAGGGGUGGGUGUCGCGGGAGGGAAGGAGCUAACCGGAGAGCGUCGUCCUGAGAGGAGUGAGGGAGGCAAAAUGGCGGAUCGCUUCUCCCGCUUCAACGAGGACCGAGACUUUCAGGGUAAUCACUUUGAUCAGUAUGAAGAAGGACAUUUGGAAAUUGAACAAGCGUCACUUGACAAGCCUAUAGAAUCGGAUAAUAUUGGACAUCGCUUACUCCAGAAACAUGGGUGGAAGCUGGGCCAGGGAUUGGGAAAAUCUCUUCAGGGGAGAACAGAUCCCAUUCCAAUUGUUGUCAAGUAUGAUGUCAUGGGCAUGGGUCGCAUGGAAAUGGAGCUUGAUUAUGCCGAAGAUGCUACCGAACGGCGCCGUGUCCUAGAAGUGGAAAAAGAAGACACGGAAGAAUUGAGACAGAAGUACAAGGAUUAUGUUGACAAAGAGAAGGCAAUUGCCAAAGCCUUGGAAGACCUCAGAGCCAACUUUUACUGUGAACUCUGUGAUAAACAAUACCAGAAACAUCAGGAAUUUGACAACCAUAUAAACUCCUAUGAUCAUGCACACAAGCAGAGAUUGAAAGAUCUCAAGCAGAGAGAGUUUGCUCGAAAUGUCUCUUCAAGAUCCCGCAAGGAUGAGAAGAAACAGGAAAAAGCCCUUCGGCGGCUCCAUGAGUUGGCAGAGCAAAGAAAACAAGCUGAAUGUGCACCUGGAAGUGGUCCCAUGUUCAGACCAACCACAGUGGCUGUAGAUGAAGAAGGUGGAGAUGAUGAUAAAGAUGAAUCAGCUACAAACAGUGGCACAAGUGCCACUGCCACUUGUGGCCUGGGAUCUGAACUCUCCACAGAUAAAGGAGGCCCUUUCACUGCCGUACAAACCACAAAUGCUACUGGACUGGCACAGGCACCUGGAUUAGCCUCCCAAAGCAUCAGCUUUGGCAUUAAGAAUAACCUGGGGACCCCAUUGCAAAAACUGGGAGUGUCAUUUUCCUUUGCCAAGAAGACUCCUGUGAAACUCGAAUCAAUAGCAUCAGUUUUCAAGGACCAUGCAGAGGAAGGGACUUCUGAGGAUGGAACAAAAGCUGAUGAGAAGGCUUCUGACCAAGGACUACAGAAGGUGGGAGACUCUGAUGGUAGCAGUAAUCUUGAUGGUAAAAAAGAGGAUGAAGACCCUCAGGAUGGAGGAUCCCUUGCCUCAACAUUAUCUAAAUUAAAAAGAAUGAAGCGAGAAGAAGGAUCUGGGGCUACAGAGCCAGAAUAUUACCACUACAUCCCCCCAGCACACUGCAAAGUAAAACCAAAUUUUCCCUUCCUUCUCUUUAUGCGAGCCAGUGAACAAAUGGAAGGUGAUAGUAGUACACACCCAAAGAAUGCCCUUGAAAGUAAAAAAAGCGGCUCUCCCAAGCCUAAAGGCUGCAUCAAGGUGGCAGCAAGUCAAGGAGAAGAAAAGAAAGGUAGUGAAGGCUCUGAGCAGCAGACAGAAACCAGUGUGGCUGAGCCCACAGAGCCUGAAAGUAAAGCUGACACAAAGGCCUCAGGAGAGGAUGGAAGUGAGCAGAGUUUAGAGAGUCAGAGUCAGAAGCCUUCAGAGAGCCAAAUGUAUGAGUCUCACCCUUCUAAAGAAACCACUCAGGCCACCCCAGCAGGGAAGGAGAACCAGGAAGGACCCAAACAUCCUACUGGUCCUUUCUUCCCGGUUUUGAGCAAAGAUGAAAGCACUGCCCUCCAGUGGCCAUCAGAACUAUUAAUUUUCACCAAGGCAGAACCUUCCAUUUCAUAUAGUUGUAACCCUUUAUACUUUGACUUUAAACUUUCAAGGAACAAAGAUGCCAGAGCUAAAGGGACAGAAAAACCAAAGGACAUAGGAGGCUUCUCAAAGGCCCAUCUCCAAGGCCUUGAUCCUGGUGAGCCAAAUAAAAGCAGAGACGGGGGGGAGGAUGUAGAACAUUGCUCUGGAGGCAGAAUGGAUGCGGCUACUUCAGGAUCUGCCUGUAGUAGCCUGAAUAAGCCAGAGCUUGGGGGCAGCAAUGGGUCAGAGACAGAAGACACGGGGAGAAGCCUUCCCAGCAAGAAAGAACGAUCUGGGAAGUCCCACCGACACAAGAAGAAAAAGAAGCACAAAAAAUCCAGCAAACACAAACGGAAACAUAAGGCUGACCCAGAGGAGAAAACCUCUAAGGCAGAGUCCGGGGAGAAGUCUAAGAAGCGCAAGAAACGGAAACGAAAGAAGAAUAGGUCAUCAGCACCUGCAGAUUCUGAACGGGGACCCAAACCAGAACCCCCUGGGAGUGGUAGUCCUGCACCACCCCGGCGGCGGCGGCGAGCUCAAGAUGACUCGCAGCGGAGAUCCCUGCCAGCAGAGGAAGGGAGCAGUGGCAAGAAAGAUGAAGGUGGAGGUGGUGGCAGCUCCCAAGAUCAUGGUGGGAGGAAACACAGAGGUGAACCUCCAGCUUCAUCUUGCCAGCGAAGAGCUAGCACCAAACGGAGCAGCCGGUCCAGCCAUCGGAGUCAACCUAGUAGUGGAGAUGAAGAUAGUGAUGAUGCUUCAUCACGCCGGCUGCACCCAAAAUCUCCAUCCCAGUACAGUGAGGAGGAAGAGGAGGAGGAGGAAGACUCUGGCAGCGAGCUUUCCCGUAGCCGCUCACGGUCUGGCCGGCACCAUUCCUCACACCGUUCUUCCCGGCGGUCUUACUCAAGUAGCUCAGAUGCUUCUUCAGACCAGAGCUGCUAUAGUAGACAGCGGAGUUACUCUGAUGACAGCUACAGUGACUACAGUGAUCGGUCACGAAGACACUCCAAGCGCUCCCACGAUUCUGAUGACUCAGACUACGCCAGCUCCAAGCACCGGUCCAAACGGCACAAAUACUCAUCUUCUGAUGAUGACUACAGCCUCAGUUGCAGCCAGUCCCGAAGCCGGUCUCGGAGUCACACCAGGGAGCGCUCAAGAUCCCGGGGCCGCAGCCGCAGCAGCAGUUGUAGUCGCAGCCGGAGCAAACGGAGAAGCCGCAGCACCACAGCCCACAGCUGGCAGCGGAGCCGGAGCUAUAGCCGGGACCAUAGCCGCAGCACCAGGAGCCCUUCCCAGAGGUCAGGUUCCAGGAAGGGAUCAUGGGGUCACGAGAGCCCUGAGGAGAGGCGCUCUGGUCGUCGAGACUUCAUUCACUCUAAAAUCUACCGCUCCCAGUCUCCCCACUAUUUCCGAUCAGGCCGGGGAGAAGGUCCUGGGAAGAAAGAAGAUGGCAGGGGCAAUGAUGAUAAAGGCACAGGUCCACCCUCCCAGAACAGCCACAUUGGUGCAGGAAGGGUGUCAGAAAGUGACUGCAGCCCUGAAGACAAGAACUCUGUCACUGCCAAAUUGCUACUAGAGAAGAUCCAGUCCCGGAAAGUGGAGCGGAAACCCAGUGUGAGUGAGGAGGUGCUGGCCACCCCUAAUAAAGCUGCACUCAAGCUCAAGGACCCCCCACAAGGUUACUUUGGGCCCAAGCUCCCCCCUUCUCUUGGUAGUAAGCCUGUACUUCCACUGAUAGGGAAGCUCCCAGCUACCCGAAAGCCCAACACCAGGAAAUGUGAAGAAUCUGGCUUAGAAAGAGGGGAGGAGCAAGAACAGUCAGAGACAGAAGAAGGGCCUCCAGGAAAUAGUGAUGCUCCAUUUGGACAUCACUUCCCUUCAGAGGAAACAGCUGGCCCCUUAUCAGACCCACCCCCAGAAGAGCCAAAGUCUGAAGAAGCUACUGCUGAUCAUCACCCUGUGGCUCCACUAGGCACCCCAUUGCACUCUGACUGCUAUCCUGGGGACCCAACCAUCUCCCAUAACUACCUCCCUGACCCUAGUGACGGGGACACCCUAGAAUCCUUGGAUAGUGGCAGUCAGCCAGGCCCAGUAGAAUCCAGCUUGCUGCCUAUAGCGCCAGACCUUGAGCACUUCCCUAGUUACGCACCUCCCAGUGGCGAGCCUAGUAUUGAGUCAGCUGAUGGGGCUGAGGAUGCUUCCCUGGCCCCCCUGGAGAGCCAGCCCAUCACCUUCACCCCCGAGGAGAUGGAGAAGUACAGCAAGCUCCAGCAGGCUGCUCAGCAGCACAUCCAGCAGCAGCUUCUGGCCAAGCAAGUGAAGGCCUUCCCAGCCUCGGCUGCCCUGGCCCCAGCCACUCCAGCCCUGCAGCCCAUCCACAUUCAGCAGCCAGCCACUGCCUCGGCCACCUCCAUCACAACUGUUCAGCACGCCAUCCUACAGCAUCAUGCCGCAGCAGCUGCCGCCGCCAUCGGCAUCCACCCCCACCCUCAUCCCCAGCCACUUGCCCAAGUGCAUCAUAUUCCCCAACCCCACCUGACCCCCAUCUCCUUGUCUCACCUCACUCACUCAAUCAUCCCUGGCCACCCUGCCACCUUCCUCGCUAGCCAUCCCAUCCAUAUCAUUCCUGCCUCAGCCAUCCAUCCUGGGCCCUUCACCUUCCACCCGGUCCCACAUGCUGCCCUCUACCCCACCCUCCUUGCCCCACGGCCUGCUGCAGCAGCUGCCACUGCCCUCCACCUCCAUCCCCUGCUUCACCCCAUCUUCUCAGGUCAGGACCUGCAGCACCCCCCCAGCCAUGGCACAUGAGUUGGGGGAUGGCAGCUCAGGUAGGGCCAGGGAAGGUGACCUAUAAAUCUUCCCUCGGAGGUGUUGAGCCAUUAAUACCAGCAAGUAGAAGCUGGGAUGGGCAGUGUCUGACAGCCAAAGAAUUGAGUUUUGGCUUGCAGGGGUGGUUUUAGAUUUGCGGUUUGCUUUGGGUUUACUAUCAGGGAUUUUUUUCUCUCCCCGUUCUGUCUGUCCCUCUCCUAUGUUUCUAAGCUAGGGAACACCAGUAAGUGCUACCUACCCCUCUGUGGCAACAUCUCCAAGCUGUCAAGUUGAGAUAACUACCCUCCUCCCUCUACUUUUUAAUCAUUCUCCCUUCUAUACACUUUAAAACAUACUCCUCCUCUCUGGCCAGUGGGUUGUCCACCUGGUCCUACCUUCUCAGUGUCUUGACCAUCCCUUGGUGACCUUAUGUUAUCCCGGGUGAGGUAGAAAGGGAGUCUGACCUGGAACCAGAUGCUAUUCAGGCUGUUCUUCAACCCGCUUCCCACACAGAGAGCCACACAUUGGGCACUGUUGUCCUUAUGUCCCUCAUCCCAGAACAACUACCUGCUUAUCCCAGGAAAGAAGAUGCUAUCAUGAAUAGAAGCUGCAUGGAACAUAGAAUUGCCCGUGUGCUUCCCCAGAGAGGAGCUCGUGUCUGAAGGGUGUAUUUUCUUCUGUCAUGUUGACGUUUCUUUCUUAAUUUAUAGGAUUUUUUAAUGUAAAAAAAAAAAUUGCACUGAACUCUAUAAAACGUAAAUGCUGCUUUUUGUAGCUCAUAUAAAAAAGGUUCCAUAUUUGUAGUAUACUGCAAUAAUAUUUUUUACAUCCAGCUCUUUAAGUGAUCCUUGUUCUGGUGGCUUUGUGUAAAUAUGUUUGCCCUAGUUGAAUUAAGAAACUUUAAAGGUUAUGAAAUGAAAACAAAAAAUAAAGUAUUUGUUUUCUGCUAGAUGCAAAAAUGACUAAGCAUGUAUAUUUUAUCAAGCUCAUGUAUUUUUUGAAGUUAUGAACUAUAAAAAUGUUAAAGGAACAUUGUUUAGUGUUUCUUUGCUGGGACAAAAUGUUCAGUAAUUUGCAGUAAGUGGUGCCACCAGCGCUGGGAUUUUUGAAGUAGUGGGCAGCAGUCAGCUGGGGGUAUCAGAGGGACACUCAGUCAUGACAGUCUCCCUCGUGUGCUUUGCUGUUUUGUACAGAGAAACAGGUGGGCCCCUCAGAGAUUGGAGAGCUUUACUCCCUGGAAGCAGUGAGAUGUAGAGUGAUUCUCGAGGAUUCCAGGGUUUUCUGGGCGCCUUGUUCCAGGCAGUCCAUUUGCCUUCUUAGUACUUAGCCCCCUUUGACAAUUUUUUUUUUUAUGUGCCCUUUGGGUUGGCUAGAAAUUGAAGUAGAAGCAGACUGGAGGGUAAUAGAAUUGGGGGUUUUCUUCCUCCUCUUUGGGAGGUAAGCACAUUUAUAGAUACUGCAAAUUCUUUUGCUUCAUAAUUCCCAUGCUUUCUGCCCAGCUUAGUUUGAGUGAUAAAGAUUCCUUUUUUCUUUCUUCCAUGACACCUGCUAGAGGAAGGACCACCUCACCACCUACUCUCUUGCCUUUCACCAGGCUCUAAGACCUAAUUAACACAAUGACCCAAAGGUGUUUAUAUUGCAAGUCUCAUCUUUGGUAUAGUUAGUUCCCUGUGGCAUUGCCCUACCUAUUUCUGUGUCUAAAAUUGGUUGGGUGUUCACCUGACAGGAAAAACAAACCCUACGUUCCUUGGCUAAGGCUGUGUUCUACCUUCUCGAAUUCCCAAAAGAAAAAGAUCUUGAGUUCAUGAGAAGCAAGUGCUGGGCAAACAAGGCUCUUAACUGAGCCUCCUACCUGUUCAGUCUCCUCAUCUGUACCAGAAGCAUCAAAUUUUGAUAACUAGCACUGGAAAAGUGAAAUCAUCUGAAGUGAAGGGACUUGUUUUUCUUGCUUUCAGCUCAUGUAAAUAUUUAAAUAAUACAGUAUUAACAUUUUUGUGCUGCUUCCCAUUAGCUUGUAGAUUGAGCCAUACUCUGGCUGCCUCUGCCUUACUGGGGGCAGUUUUCUUUAACUUGCAGAAUAGUGAUUUUAACACUCAAAAAAAUGGAAAAACAAAAUAACCUAUCCUUACUUACAAGCAUAACAGAUUGUAUUUAACUUUAUCACAUAUGAUAGAGAGAUAUAUGCUGUAAAAUUAGGGAAAGGAGCUUUCUAAUAAACCAACGAUUUGUGGAAA
Manis pentadactyla (Chinese pangolin) is the source of this 7359-nucleotide messenger RNA. RefSeq names its product G-patch domain containing 8 (gene GPATCH8). Gene Ontology annotation, cellular component: nucleus. The coding region runs from base 611 to 5125 and encodes 1504 amino acids. Lineage: Eukaryota; Metazoa; Chordata; Mammalia; Pholidota; Manidae. Gene Ontology annotation, molecular function: nucleic acid binding. The record is from RefSeq and is a predicted model, not a curated record. The transcript has 8 exons.